Molecule: messenger RNA, 7025 nt
Organism: Cinara cedri
Lineage: Eukaryota; Metazoa; Arthropoda; Insecta; Hemiptera; Aphididae
Source: the annotation of a GenBank genome assembly
AUGCAGUGUGUAUUUCACGGUCGAACUUCUUGUUAAUAUGCAGACACGAAUCGAUGAAGCAGGUUUAAAUCAAUUUUUCGCGGAACAUCGUAACGAUAAUUUCAUUUUCGACGUUUCCGUUAACGAAUCAGUCUGACUCAUGAAAACAUCGGAAAAACUGUGACGUGAGUAUUUUUUUUUUUUAUUAAUUUUACCAUUCGAUUAAUCACAUUACAUUUUUUCACUAGUGGCCUAACUACACACGUAUAAUUAGUGUACGUAACAAAGAAAAUAUCAGUAUAAUUACGGUGUGUACCAUACAUCGUUAGGCAGCGGGAAUCAUCAUGGUCCUUUUCCAGUCGAUUGUUAUUAUCGGAACGCUCUCCACGAUCUUUGGAUACGAAAACUUGUACUAUGACUUAUUUCCCGAUCCACCAUCAACAACCGUUGGCGAUGAAGUCACCGUCAAAUCCACCAACACAACGACAGUAUGGACGUCUGACGAAGGAUUUUACGACAGAAUGGAAGAAGAAGUUGAACAAGAAUGUCUUUGUAAGCCGUACUACGAUUGUGCUACUUUCGUAUCGACUAGUGACGGCGCCGGAUUUAUAAACAUAAGGUGUCUAUAAAUAUUAUAUAAUAUACAUAGAAUUUUAGAGGGUAGGAUCUUAUUGAAGUUUAAUGUUGUGCAAUAGUGUGGUCAAAUUUAUGUGUAGUUUUAUCGUUUGUCAAUAUUCCACUAGUCGAAACUGUUUACCUACUUGAGUCGGCAAAAAGGAUGUGUAUGUUUUUUCUUCGUUAAAAUAAUUACAGGCGCCAAACUAAUCGCACGGUACUAUUUGUACGGUAUUCAAGGACGUAUAGGUAGGUGAACUAUAUUUCCGGGGAGGAGGCAGCUUUUUCUUUUAGGAUACACAAUAAAUAUAUUAUGUAUUCGUUAAUUAUUCUUAUUGAAGUAUAGUAUAUUAUAGUAUACAGGUUCUCUCAUUUAAAUAAUCGGCCAGUUGCUUAUUUUGUAAUACGUAAACUUUUGUUUGAUAGGGAAUAUACCUACCCCCAGAGCAUUUUAAACUCGUCAGACGUGUUUCGAAUAAGAAAAACCAUAACAAACAACAAAUCACAGUAUGAGUAACCUUGUACCGCAGUAUUGACAUAUUAUCAUUAAAUCGAUAACACUAAAUGCACAAAUACAUGUAUUAAAUACCAUUAACAAGUUCACUAAUCGUCUAUGCUUACUAAGACAAUUUCUUCAUUUAAAAUCGAAACUUACACUCCACACAAAAUUAAAUUUUCUACAAACUCUUUCUACAAUCAUUUUGGACAUGCGGUAUACAAAUUUGGGUAUACACCACACCAAAAAGUUCGACCUGAAUAAAAAACAAAUAAUCCAAAAUGAAACAAUCCACUUAAUUACGAAUGCGUCAUUCAAUAUUUAAAAUCAAAUUUUACACUCUGACUUACAAAUUAAAAUUAUCUAUCACACAUCUUUUAAAAUAUAAAAUCAUAUUUUUCCAUUUCUCGCUAUUCUCAGAAUCUAAAGUUGAACUAGAAAUAAUAAAUAUUCAUUAUUAAUUGUGAUUAACAAUAAUAGUUUAUAAAAUAAAUUUAAUAUUUUUUAAAAAAAUCAUAAAAAUAUAAAUAAUGCAGUUUUUCUAAUUUAAUGUAAAAUAGAAUAUGUAAAAAUUAAAGCAUAGGUAAACAAUUUAAUAUUAUACUAUAUUUAUUACAUUAGGUCCGAUCAAUGUAAGUUAUAAUAAUACGAAAACUACGACAAAUAUAAUAAUAACAUAAAUAAUUAGGUACCUGUUAUAGACCUGCAAGGGCCAUCAAUUUUCGGUCCGGUGUGAUCCAAAAAAAUAAAAGCCUAAGCCCGACUCGAAAAUAGUUAAACUUUUUAAAAAACCCCGUCCGUCCGAUGAUAUUUCUUUAAAGCCCGAUCCGAUCCGGUUCAAAAUGUUUUAUUAAAUAAAGCUCAAGCCCAGUUCGAUGAUAAUCUCUUAAAAAGUGUUGAUUCAGUAACUGAUUUUUUUCAUUGCUUUAUUAUUAAACUUUAUACUUAUUACGUAAUACGUAUAUCCCUGAAUUAGAUACUGUAUAGUCUUGAUAUUAUAUUACAUAAUACAUAUUAUCAUUUUUAUUUCAAAUAAUUAUGAUUAUUUUAAUACAUUUUGAAACACCAAACCAAAAAAAAAAAUAAUAAUCCAGAUCUAGCUCUUCAUAAAAUUCCAUAACUUUAAAAGCCCGAUCCGGUCCGAUGAAAUUUAUUUUAAACCCGGUACGAUCCAAUCUAAAAAUGUCCGUAUAAAAAAAGCCCAGACAAGAUCCGAGGACAUUUAUUUUAAGCCCAGUCCGAUCCAGUUCAAAAUAAUUUAUAUUAAAAAAGCCCAGUCCGGCCUUUCAUAAAAUUCCAUGACUUUCGAAAUAUUAUUCAUAUGAACUGGUAGUUAUAUAUUGUAUGCCUGGUGUGAUGGUGAAGAUUAUAAUUGCCAUUAGGUAGGUAGAAUUAAUUAAUGAGAAAAUUAAAACGAGUUUAUACUGCUGAUUGCUGAUGUUGAGAAGGUAGGAUAGCAUAGAGUUAUUUAAUUUCUACCUGCAAUCGUUGCUAACGAAAUACGACUCUGAGCGAAUUUCGAUGCGGUUUUUACUAAUUUCAUCAAAAUUCGAUCUUAAAACGCGUAAACAAAAAAAACCAACUGUACAAUUUUAUUCAGUAGUAAAAAAAUCGAAAAAUUUAAAAUAAUGAAAUCUUCAACGCUGUAAAUUUGUUUGUUUUUCUUUUGUGUUUUAUUCCAAAUAUUACGAAAACAGCUUAAAAAAUCAAAAAAAAAAAAUUUUUAAGAAUACAGAUUAGCCAGAAUACUGGGUGUUCUUAUUUUAAUUUUGUUUUUAUUAUUGUGUUAUGUCACUCACAGCCCAUAGAAUAACAUAAUUAUGUUAUAAGUAACAACAACUGUACUGCAGUUUAUGCCUGGUCAAAAUAAAGGGACGAGGGAGGGAAUAUAUCCCUCAUAUACCCCCCUUAAUAAAUACGUCAAUGAUCUACCCUUCUUAUCCAACUUACCUCCCAACUUCAGUUUGCAUAGUAAUUAAAUAAUAGUUUCAUAUUUAUACAAAUACUAUAUAUUUACAACAUAUUAAUAUAUACUCAUAAAUGUUGUACAAUAUAUAACAGGAUGCCAUUGGGACAAUGCGAAAGUUAUUUGGAUGUGUGUUGCAAAAACCAGACUAAGACGGAAAAGCCUAUUUCAAGUACUCCACAUUAUAAUAACACAGACGGCAGUUAUAUUCACCAUGGCCAAAAAUUAGAAACAGCGAUAUCUGAUAAACAAAUGUUGUCUCCAACUACAGAAUUUACGCCUUCAACUGAAAACAAUGACGUUACGUAUAGUACAGUAAGUGCUACGGACAUUGCAGGAAACACCCAAAAACCACUAAAAAAUGUAUUAAUCGAACAAAUUUCUACGGUGACUAAUCAUCUAACCCAGUUAUUCCGUCCAGAAAAUCAUAGUGUUUCCACAGAGUCCACUGAAACUAUCAAAUUUCACCAAAACCCAUCAAAUCAAAAUUCGUCUGAAACGACAAAUGAAUUGGUUGGUAAUACUGAAUCUUCGAUUUUUCCGAUAAAAACGGAAGAAACAGUAGUUUCUUCUAUUGACAGUCAAUCCGUCCAUAAAUGCGGUACUUGGAAUAAAUACGGAGUGGGCUUUAGAAUAUUCAAUGAUAUUGACGGUGAAUCACAAUACUCUGAAUAUCCGUCAAUGGUGGCCAUAUUCGAACAAGAUUUGAAAAGCCCUGAACGGAAACUCGUUUUGAAAUGCGGAGGAUCGUUAAUUAAACCAAAUGUCGUAUUAACAGCUGCUCAUUGUGUUAUCAAGUAAUAUUAAUUAACUAUUUUUAUAUUUUUAAUGGGUAAAUUAUGUACUAUGAAUUAACAUUGUUAUGUUGAGCAAAUAACAUUUUAUCAAAGUAUCAACAUGAUUUUAAUAUUUCUUAUUAAUUUUCAUGUUAUUGUUAUUAUUUAGGAGUAAUCACUCGAAAUUUAUUAUAAGAGCAGGCGAUUGGGACUUGAAAACCGAAAGAGAGUUGUAUCCCACCCAAGAAGUCCGUGUGUCGAAAAUCGUAACACAUAAAGAAUAUUAUUCGGGAGGACUUUUUAACGAUAUAGCUCUAAUUUUUACGGAAAAAAAUUUUAUCCUCGAGGAAAACGUCCAAAUCAUGUGCUUACCCGAGGAAAACGACAGUUUUGCGGAUUCGAGAUGUUUCUCGACCGGUUGGGGUAAAACUGUAUCGUACAACAACUAUAGUAUUGUCAGGAAAACUGAAUCGGGAAAUAUUCGUACGUCACUGUAGUAAUAAUACUGAUAAUAAUAACGUUUAACUUAGACAUGUGUAACUAAGUACAUACCGCAAAUAAAUUAAUGUAUUAUAUUAAUUUGAUGAUAGAUAAAUCGGGCCAGUACGAAGUUAGUAUACUGAAAAAGGUCGAACUUCCAAUCGUAGCUCGCGAUCAGUGUCAGAAAGCCCUCAAGACCACAAGACUUGGGCCAGAGUUUAUAUUGCACGAAAGUUUCUUGUGCGCGGGAGGUGAAAAAGGAAUAGACACGUGUAAAGUAAGACAUUAUUUUUAUAUUUUUUUUUUUUUUAGUAUUCAAUCCGUAGAUUGGUCUACAAUAAAUGUCCUCUCCAUGAUUCUCUGUCUUGUGCUUUGUCUUUGAGUUGUUUGUACGAAUCGACUCUUGCAUCUUUAAUUAUUUGACUUAUGUAACAUGUUCUUGGUCUACCUCUUCUUUUUAUAUUACACACUCGAUAAUAAUAUUGUACAUGAUGCACUAAUUUUCAACAACAUAACGAAUAAUAUUCGCUAAAUUUAUUAUCUAGAACAAAAAUUUGCCAACUUAUAAAAACAUGUACCGGUUAAUAUAAAAUUAUUUUUUGUUUACAUAUAAUUUAAGCUUUACCGUAAUUUUUUCUCAUGGAAUAUUGAAAAGUAAAAUAUUAGAUGAUUCUGUUUUAUAUUAAAUUUUCAUUUUUUUAAUGAAUUUACUGAAUGUAAUGUCCUUAUGUAGUUAUAUUUUAUAAUAAUAUAUCGUUUCCAAGCUUCGGUAAAAUUAGUCAAAUAGAGAAGUGGUUUUCAACCUGAUGGUUGUAACCCAUACAGAGUUCGUGAGUGAUACUUAGAAGUUACCCAAAACUAUAAGUAUUCUGUAUACUGUGUAUUGUAUUAUUCAAGUUCUAUUAAACAAUUUUUUAAGGGUUCGUCUUACAUGAAUAAAAAAUAGGUGGUCGCGAUUCGUAAAAGGUUAUAAACCACUGAAAUUGGGGGAUCUGUCUUUUCGCAGUCGAUUAGAGCAUCACCGUUAUCAUUUUGUUGUUAUCACCCGAAAUAUAUAAUACAUAAUAUAAAUAAAAAAAAAAUAUAUAUAUUUUUAAAUUAUUUUUAUUGAAAAUAGAUGACAUUAAAUAUUUUAAUUGUCUUGAAAAAGUUUUAGAAUUUAGAUAAAUCAUAUUAUAUUAUUAUAUGGUAAUAAUCAAUAAAACUUCCAUUCGAAGGAAAACAAAUGAUUUUAAAUCUUUUAAAACAAAUUAAUUGGAAUUGGGUUUCAUCAACAUUAUUAGACAUUAUUAGGCACCAAAAUCGCAUAAAAAAAGAAAUUAAUACAACAUUUAUAAUAUUAACAAUUGAGUUUUAAUUAUUUGUACAAUUUUUUAUGUAAUAUUUAUAUUUAAUAUGACUUAUGGGUUAAUUUAGUGGCAAUUAAUUUUCUAAUAAUAAUUUUACCAUUUAUAAUUAUUAUUACCUAACUAUCAUGCAGUUUUUAUAUUAUCGUAUAAUUCUCGCUUUUAUAUUUAUAAAAUGAUCAUCACGCUUGUAAAAAAAAAAAAAAAAACUUUUAUUUUUAUCAUCUAUUUUUUUCAAUCUUUUUUUCUACUUAUAAUACAUUUUGGAUGAUAAUAUCAAAAUGUUAACGAUGGUGCUCUAAUUGACUGCUACUAAACACGACCACAGAAAUAUUAAUAUUCGUUUGAACUAUAUUGUUUCAUUUGAAAAGUGAAUAUACGAUUAAACAUACAGCAAAACAUACUAAAUUGCCUAUAUACUCAUACUAUAUAAUAAUCGUGCACAUUGAAAUUUGCGGUAUCGCAAUAACCUGAUGAAAUACAUAAUUAUCAUAACAUUUAAAUAAAUGGUCUAAUUUCUUAAUACAACUAAAUAAAUACAGAUUCAUUAUUGACGUUGAAAUAACAGAAUGUACACUUUAUAUUUUCAUUAAAUUAUUUAUUAUUAUUAUAAUUUUUUUUUUUUACAUAGGGUGACGGCGGUGGUCCGUUAAUGUGCUCGUUAAAAAACGAUCCUAAUCGUUUGGUGCAAGCGGGAAUCGUUUCUUGGGGUAUUGAAUGUGGUUUGGAAAAUAUUCCCGGAGUCUACGUUUACGUACCUCGUUUUCGGAAAUGGAUCGACCACGAAAUAGAAAACUAUGACGUUCCAGUAUAGUUUUAACACAGUGAAACAAUAAUAUUUACUUGGGCAUUUUCUAUGAAAAUUUCAACUACUUAUUUAUUUAUAAACAUGCAUUAUUUUUUUGUAUACUUAUGUAAUUUUAUUCAUGCAUUUUAAGUGUAUUAUACAAAUAACUGUUAAUAAUUAAAAAUUUAAAUUAUGUACUAAAUUGAUUAAAACGACGGAGUUAUUGUGAACAAUUUUGUUCCCUGCAGUAAAGCGUAUGAAAGCGAUUAAAGUUUAGGUACAUCCAUUAGCAGUAUCGGUACUUUUUUUACGAUCCAGUGAAAUCUAGCUAUUUGUAAGUUUAGCGAAAAAAUUACUCAACUAUGCAGUUUUAAAUUUUAACUCGGUUCUGUUUUACUUUCAUUCAAGCCAGUGGCGUAACUACACAUUAAAACGACCUGAGGCAAAAUUUGUUUUUUCGUCCCUAUAAUGGAAAAUAGAAAUUAUUAUAAGUUAUUAUUAUUACUUUUUUUUCUUUUGGAAAAGGUGAAGGCAACCACAUCUUAUCCUAUUAAAGAUUAAGUUUUAAUUUUGAAUUGAU